GUAUCGAUUUCUAGACCACACAAACAAGCAAUAGGUUGACUGACAGCUGGCCUUGUGCGGUUUAAGUUUGCUGGCAGGUUGCGUAAUUUGUUUGUGUGCAAGCUUGUCAGUCUUGGCAGAGGAACUUUUAAAAAAAAAUCAGCUGUCGGCGCCGCUGUGAAUAUCAUUUUAUAUGUUCAACACAUUUGAUCAGUCCACUCUGGUACCGUUUUAAUGUCAACAAUAUAUGACAUGUGAUCAAGUGGACACUUUUUUUACUGUAACGCAUAGAUCGAGUGGCUGCUUCAUGCUCACACUCAUGAAUUUGGUGGCUUUGGAGAAAUAAGUGUGUCGCUGUAGAGUUAUGAAUUAAAGUAGCCGACUGAAGCUGUUGUGAGACAGUGCUGUAAUCAGGGAGAGACGAGCAAAAGGAGAGAGAGAGGGUCUCUCAGAGGGUCCCAUUGUGUCUUGAGGUGAGGUGAGCUGCCCCCCACUACUUGCCAAUGCUGGAUCUGGAGGUGGUGCCUGAGAGAUCACUAGGAAAUGAACAAUGGGAAUUCGCCUUAGGGAUGCCAUUGGCCCAGGCCAUCUCUAUUCUGCAAAAACACUGCCGUAUCAUCAAAAAUGUCCAGGUGCUAUACAGUGAACAGACACCACUCAGCCAUGACCUCAUACUGAACUUGACUCAGGAUGGGAUUAAACUGCUGUUUGAUGCCACAAAUCAGAGACUCAAGGUGAUUGAAGUGUAUGACCUGAGCAAAGUCAAGUUGAAAUACUGUGGAGUCCAUUUCAACUCUCAGGCCAUUGCCCCCACAAUAGAGCAAAUAGACCAGUCAUUUGGAGCUACGCACCCUGGAGUGUACAAUGCAGCAGAGCAGUUGUUCCAUCUCAACUUUCGAGGACUGUCCUUCUCCUUCCAACUGGACUCAUGGAACGAAGCCCCGAAGUACGAGAUUCCACAUGGGGCCAUGGUCAAGAGGAUGCACAUCUACACUGGCAACAACCUGCAAGAAACAAGAGCCCCGGUGAUGCCACUGGCUUGUUUCCUUGGCAACAUCUACGCAGAGUGCGUGGAUGUCCUCAGAGAUCGUGCAGGGCCUCUGGGGCUCAAACUGCGCCUCCUCACUGCUGGUUGUGGUCCCGGUGUGAUGACUGACGCUAAAGUGAGAUCCCUGGAGAGGAGCAUCUACUUUGGAGAUUCCUGUCAGGAUGUACUGGGUGCUCUGGGCUCGCCACAUAAAGUCUUCUACAAGUCUGAGGACAAGAUGAAGAUCCACUCUCCAUCACCACACAAGCAGGUUCCUUCAAAAUGUAACGACUACUUCUUCAACUACUUCACCCUCGGAGUGGAUAUCCUGUUUGACUCGACAACUCACCUGGUUAAGAAGUUUGUCCUCCAUACCAACUUCCCUGGACAUUACAACUUCAAUAUAUAUCAUCGAUGCGACUUUAAGAUUCCACUAGUCAUCAAAAAAGAUGGAGCUGAUUCCCAGACAGAGGACGGCAUAUUAACCACCUACAGCAAGUGGGAUCAGAUUCAGGAACUGCUGGGUCACCCAAUGGAAAAACCUGUCGUGCUCCACAGGUCUUCGUCAGCCAAUAACACCAACCCCUUUGGCUCUACCUUCUGCUUUGGACUGCAGAGGAUGAUCUUUGAGGUGAUGCAGAAUAACCACAUAGCAUCAGUGACCCUCUACGGUGCUCCACGGACCACCAGUCAAGUCCGACCUGAGUCCAGUAGCAGUUCCCACUGAACAAGUAACCAGAACCACAUCCCAUUCUGGUCUGUUCCGAAUCUAGUACCUCUACUGACUGAACUUCUAACCCAGAGCCAGAUUCUUAACCAAGCAGACCUAACCCAGAGCAACAAAGUCAUUCUAGCCCAGCUCAGAUGCUACACAACAGACACCCAGGAUCAUUCAGAACAACCAAAUUCGACUUUGCAUUAUUCAACUUUUUUCCCUGGUGGGUUCCAUGAAUUACUCUUCUAACCAGACCAGACAUACCGGGUCUGCCAGCAACCCAACUUUGACUAUCGCAGCAGUUCUGCAAACUUGACCCAGUGAAAGAAAUGUGCAUUCUAGUCGAGCUGAACCGUUUCCUGUUUCCAUUCAGCGACAGCAUCCGCCCAGGACCACAGAUGAAGAGUUUGGCCAGACUAGUUUGGAUGUCAUUUUCCACCAUUAAGAUGUAAUGGCAGACUGUAUGUGACAACACCCUUCACAACGUCGUGGUGAUGAAACGCAUAAGCAGGAAAAUCUCAAAAAGUUAAUACAGCCGUCACCGAAAACUGCUGCGGCCAAAGUCUUUGAGACAAGGGCUGGCUCGAACCCGCCGAACACACAUCCACCGACAGCACUUCCAGCCCAGCUAGUACCGCCUGUCUUCCUGCCACACAUUCAGAAUUAGACUGAACUGGCUCAGUCAAAAAAAAAAAACAAGAAAAAAACCCGGGACACAUCCAAAACUGCAAGAACCAAAACCAGCCCAACGAGGAGAGCCGCCGGAGCCAAACACAUUGGAAGCUGCAGAGGUAACCAAAACCAGAAAAAAACAAAACAAAACACCAGAAUCCAGAUUUUUGUUCGGACUUACGAAGAACCAAACACACUCAGGGGUUUGGAGACAGACGUGGCCCAGGAUGUAACCCCCUCUCCCAACCCGCUCCCCCACUCCUGCUCACUGGCCGGGCCAGUCCAACCAGAUGUGAAGCCUCUUAAAAGCAGCACGAUCCAAACAUCCAACAUCACCUCCCUCAUCCACCUUCACACACACACACACACCCUUCUUCCAACUGUCUCCAGCGGCGCCCACUAACACACACACACACACACACACACACACACACACACACUCUAUUAACAGACAUUGGCAUGUCUGGCUUCUUGCUUACACACACACACACACACACACAACACAUAUACAUUCACAUAAACAAGCAUCUGCAUGCGUUUGGCUGCUGAUUUUUAUUUUUUUUUAAUUGACAUUUCAACAGACUGUAACUUCAAGCACACCGCAUUUCAAUCUGCUCUCUAACUACAGUGUGUUUUCUCAUGUAUUUCUAAUACAUGUCAACCGGCUCCAUCUAUUUAGGCCUUUUUUUAAGCGAACACGAACACGGAGACAUGCAGGCAUGCACGCAGACGCAGAGGAUUUGCAUGAACUAUGACAGACGCAUCUGAAUGAGAGGAAACUUAUUAAAAAGCACAAACUGGCGACCUGUUUUUGUUUAGUGGCUAGUACGGUCCUGCAUGUUGUCAGGGGCACACAGUUUUUCUUCAAUUUUUUUCUCUGCCCUGUUUUAGUCAUUCACACCAUUUUCAUGUUGUUUUUUUUUUUUUAAAUCAAUGUUUACAUUUGCACUAAUACACACCCUUUUACUUGAUUGGUUUAUCGUGCCCUAUCUUCAAGAGAUGGAUCAAAUUCGGAGAGAUAGCGGUGUGUGUGUGUGUGUGUGUGUGUAUGCGCGCGUGUGUGAAUAUGUGUUUUAUCCAUAUGUUAGGACAGAGAAGAGGUCGUAUGCAGUCAUGCCUUCCGUGUUGCACUCUUCUCCCCCUUUCCUCUGCGCUUUUCACCUCCGACCCAUCCCUCAGUGAUGUCUGCGUUUUAUUUGUUGUCGAAUUGCCAAAUGCUAUAGCCAAAGACGUUUCAGGAUGAUUUUUUUCCCCGUUGUAUCUGCUGACAUUAUCACUGUAAUCUCUCUCGUCCGAACGUGUCCUGUGGAGAGUUGCACGUCCUCGUCUUUCCCGUUGCAUCGUUUUGUUUUCUAACCUGCACAUCGGAGUCAUUGCUGUGGUAAAGUCUCUAAAUUCAGCUCUUGGAUUUCCGUAAUUACACAAGACAGAAACAGCUGACUCGUGUAAAUGUUCUAAAAGCAGUCAGCCAUCUUUGAUCUGGAUUUGGUUACAACUGGAGACGCAUUAACAAUACUAACAAGUAGCGUCUAAUUGUACAGUGGUUAUAGUUGUCAGAGAGCUGUCAUUUAAAGAAUUACCAUUAUUUCUUUGUUAAUUCAGCACAUUUGAACCCAUUUUUGGAAAUGGGGAAGACCAUCAGUCAUUCCUGCAUCGUAGCAUGUGACUGCAGUUUGCAUCUCUCCCUCCCAAUAUAUGAAUUUCAAUUUUUUUUUUUUCAUAACAAGUCAUUCAAUAAAUGGUGUAUUAAGUGUAAUACACAGUUGCAUUUUAUUUUCCGUUGAUAAAAUGCCAUUUGUUUUGUAUUUUUCUCAUUAUUGCUGAGUAUAUGAUGUGUAUGAAAGCAUGUGAAGGCUUCAGGGGUGAAGUCAGGGCCUGUAUACAUGAUGACAUAAUGUUUCGAGUGUUUGUGAAGCAGAGACAGAUUUGUCUUUGUUCAAAUUUUAAAAGCAUGAAAUGAGUUUGGCUGCUUGCAGAUGGGUUUGCAAAAGAUACAGAGUUUCAUAAAACGGGUACGAUGUUUUGUCACGAGAGCAGUUUCGUAUUUUACUGACUUUUACUUUUUUUUUAGAUCUCAUUAAUAGGAAGGGGAAGGGUGUCAAGCUCAAUGUUUCUGAUAAAUUCUUAAUCAAGAGGACAAAUCUGUUACAUUUCAUUGAUGAUAAACAUCAUUCAUGGUACCUUUUUAAGUCAAAAGGUUAACUGGAUUGUUAAAUAAUUCAGAUGUUCUUUUGUUUCUUACCAGACAGUUUUACCACAAGAAGGCCAAGUUCUAAUUAUCUCUCAGAACAUUCAAGCUGUUAGUACUUUCUGUUUUUCUUCUUUUUUUUUUCCUUAUACGGGCCCUGAUGCUUAUGGAGUUUAUGUCGAUGCAGAAAAUGCUGUAAAUAGUUGUGUGCUCUUAUUCUGCUGUCUUCUUUAUUUUCAUGAUCUAACGGCUUGGCAACAGACAGAAACUGACUCGGAGUAUCUUUAAUUAUUUCCUCCUUGAUUCUGAUUCGAUUGAAAACUCAGGAGGAAGCAUCUGCUCACAGCUGACUCAUUAACAAUCACUGGAAGUUUUUUUUUUCUUUUUUCUUUUUAUUAAAUUUUAUUCCAGACCACUCAGUAUUGAAACUUUUUUUUUUCCAUGUGCCAUGCUAAAGCUGCAAGUAGACAGAUGUGUUUGGUAUCAGCAGACGGCCCUGCUUUCAGCUCUGCUUAAACCCUAGCUGCAGGGCGUUCACAUUUGACCCCACAGAACAGCAUUGAACACAACACAGGCAGGGAAAAACAAUCAUCCUUCUCCACAUUUUGGACUGGAAAGAGAGCUCUGGUAGAGAUGUUUUUGUAGAGUGGACAGAAUCUGAUUUGGAGUCUAGCUUUGGCAUGAUGCUAGAUUUUUUUUUUCUUGUUUACACUAGUAAAAAUAUCUCUUUGGUUGCAGCUUUCUUAUAGCCCGACUCCGAAGUGAUGUAAUGUGGUUUCUGAAACCUGGAGAUGGAUAUUCCACUGCUUGGUUUGUUAAACGUGGGACCCUGAAAGCUAGAACGGGGUUUCAGGAUUAAAGUCCAAUAAAUAAAAGCUAUUUUCUCAUUGGGUUUCCAGGUUUAAAACAUUUAAGAACAACGGCUGUCCAGCACCGUGUUCCCUACUCCUGUUCUGGUUUAUCCACAUCUUGGGUGAAAUAGAGCAAUGGAUGUAUUAUAAUUGUCAUGAAAAUUAUAUUCAAACAUUUUACUUUACAUUUUACAACUUGCUUUUGUGCAAGUGAAUAUGAAAAGAAAAGAAAAGAAAAAAAAAAAAACACAAAACUGUUGAACAUUGUGCCUCAUCUCCCACCGAGCCUGUCUUUGACUUCUGUCUCUCUCUCCUCUGUAAAAAGGAAUCGCCUUGUACAUACAAUUUGAGAAUGCAUUGGAACUGCAUCAUUGUACAGUAUGUAUGUGUGCGUGUCACUGAGCAUAGCAACAAGCUAACAUGGUAUUACGGCUGUCUCAGUCAUUGACAUUCUCCUGCAGAAAGGCAGGUUGGGUUGGGUUUCCCAAAAUUUCAUGUUUUGUACUUUGUUUUAUGUGUUGUGUGUGUGUGUGUGUGUGUGUGUGUGUGUGUAUGUGUGUGUGCGUGUCUAUGACGACACCAAACACCUACAACAAUGUGCAAAUGUUCACAACUCUUAAAAGCUUGUUAUGGUUGUCUUUGAGCUGAUCACUUACUGUAGAAUAGAUGAUGUUCACAGAAGGAUUCCACCAAAAUGAAUUCAACCUAGUUGUGGAGAUACUCUCAGAAAAACCUAGAAUGAACGCUGACAGAGAAUUUUAAUUAAAACCUUUUGACUCUCUGGACUCUCUACUGAAUUUGAAUAAAUUGGUCAUUGCCCAAAAAGAUCUCUAACUUGAGCUUUGUUCCAUUAGAAGCAGAUGGGGCAUAGAUCAUAUGGAAAAAAACAGAAAAAGUAGAGCCAGCAGUAAAUGAAGCAAAUAAACAAGCUUCUUUGGGUUAAUGUAUGGACAUUUUCAAUUAUUUUGGGCAAGAAAUGAAAGUUUCUUCUCUUUUUCUGACAGAUUUGACUAAAUUAAAUCAUAACACCACAAGACACAUCAGGUUGAAUCAAACCUAACUUCAAUCAAAUGUAUAUCCAGUCAAGAACUGGUCUUCUAUAUAUGAACCCUUCAACCCUGUUCAAAGUGGUUGUAGUGGUUACAGAUUGGUAAACCCAGCCCAGUGUCAUAGACAGUCAGUGCUGUUUUGACCCAUUGUUACUGAGAGAGUGCAGUGAGUAGCUAAGGGGUGGGUGAUGGGUAAUCUCACCCAAACUCAGGUGGACAUAUCAUAUCCUUGUUUUUCCAGCAUUUUGAAGAUGGAAAAACAAGUGAAAAAUGUAAUCCGGAGAUCUGUGUGGCUUUUAAAUUUCACCAGUUUUCUUUUGUUUUGUUUUUUGUUUUUCAUUUAAUGGAGGAAUGAAUGAUUGUCAUAAUCAGAUUGUUGUAAUUUAUAAUGGACAGCUUCAGUUCAGUGUAAUGAUACUCUCAUAUUAACGCUUUGUAUUGUCUGUUCUGUUGCCCAUCUCCUUUACUUCCCUCCAAUUAUUUUAUUUUUUUUGUGGACUUACAGUACAUUUUAAGCCCAUUUCUGGAAAUGGGGCAGUUAUACUUAAUUAAAACUUGUGAAAUUCAUUGGAAUGUGGCGUUUUAUAUUUUGAAUACUAUAACUUUGUGUAUGAAGAAAAUAAGUAGAUUUAUUCAGCAUGUCCACUGAAAAAGGCAAUAACAAAAUCAUAGUGCAAAGAGAAAGUGUUAGGUUGACUGAAAGCUUCAGAUGAGCCGCCACUGUGCAAUCUCAAAGAACUCUGAUGCAACGUUUGGAUUUUUCUGAAAUCAAAUGCUCACUGUUCAUUGACAUCAAAGAUCAUUUUCUGUGUGUGCAACCAGGAUAUAUAAAAAAAAAUAAAAAAUAAAAAUGUGGAUGUGAAAAAGGUUGGGAGGUUUUUAUUUUCAUUUUUUUUAAGUUGACAGAACCAAAGUUAGACAAAACUUUAACGUCAGUCCUGAACUAAAUCUCAGCAUCUGUUUUGUAUCUCAGCCUUCAUUUUCCUUCUAAUAAAUUAUAUGACUUUAUAUCAGUU
Scomber japonicus (chub mackerel) is the source of this 7497-nucleotide messenger RNA. It is a transcript of the gene phaf1, whose product is annotated as phagosome assembly factor 1. The record is from RefSeq and is a predicted model, not a curated record. The transcript is spliced from 16 exons. Gene Ontology annotation, cellular component: dendrite; synaptic vesicle membrane; trans-Golgi network. NCBI's taxonomy places the organism in Eukaryota, Metazoa, Chordata, Actinopteri, Scombriformes, Scombridae. Gene Ontology annotation, biological process: Golgi to plasma membrane protein transport. Bases 483 to 1733 code for a protein of 416 amino acids.